Messenger RNA from Chinchilla lanigera (long-tailed chinchilla), 5146 nucleotides. RefSeq names its product retinitis pigmentosa GTPase regulator (gene Rpgr). The transcript is spliced from 20 exons. Gene Ontology annotation, biological process: visual perception; protein ubiquitination; ubiquitin-dependent protein catabolic process. Gene Ontology annotation, molecular function: ubiquitin protein ligase activity. Bases 34 to 3285 code for a protein of 1083 amino acids. Gene Ontology annotation, cellular component: photoreceptor outer segment. Lineage: Eukaryota; Metazoa; Chordata; Mammalia; Rodentia; Chinchillidae. The record is from RefSeq and is a predicted model, not a curated record.
GUUUGUUGACUUCCGGAAACGCAGUAGAAGCAAAUGCCAGGAGGGUCACAGCGGGGGUCUCGGGGGCUUCCGCGGCCCCGAGUCGGGAUGAGGGCCUACCCAAGGCCCCACCGAGCCGCCCCUGCGGUCUUCCCGGCCCAGGCACUUUGUCCCUAUACCACCCACGGCAUGGGGGAACCCGAGACGCCGGUGCCCGAUUCAGGUGCUGUGUUUACAUUUGGGAAGACCAAAUUUGCUGAAAAUAUGCCUAGCAAAUUCUGGUUUAAGAAUGACAUACCUAUGUAUCUUUCAUGUGGAGAUGAACAUACUGCUGUUGUUACUGGAAAUAAUAAACUUUACAUGUUUGGCAGCAACAACUGGGGUCAGCUAGGAUUAGGAUCAAGAGCAGCUGUCAAGAAGCCAACGUGUGUCAAAGCUCUUAAACCUGAAAAAGUGCAACUUGCUGCCUGUGGAAGGAAUCACACCCUAGUUUUAACAGCAGUAGGCAAUGUGUAUGCAGCUGGAGGAAAUAAUGAAGGGCAGUUGGGACUUGGUGACACUGAAGAGAGAAACACUUUUCAUCGUAUUAGCUUUUUUACAUCCCAGCAUAACAUUAAACAGCUCUCUGCUGGAUCUAAUACUUCAGCUGCACUAUCUGAGGAUGGAAGACUUUUUAUGUGGGGUGACAAUUCUGAAGGGCAAAUUGGUUUAAAUAAUGUCAUUAAUGUGUGUGUCCCUCAUCAAGUGAACUUUGGGAAACCAAUUUCUUGGAUCUCAUGUGGAUAUUAUCAUUCAGCUUUUAUAACAAUGGAUGGUGAACUGUACACAUUUGGAGAAGCUGAGAGUGGGAAAUUAGGUCUUCCUAAAGAGCUGCUGAUCAAUCACAGAACCCCUCAGCUGGUAGCGGGAAUUCCUGAGAAAGUGUUGCAAGUGGCUUGUGGUGGAGAUCACACUGCAGUUCUCACAGAGAAAGCUGUGUAUACCUUUGGGCUUGGGCAAUUUGGUCAGCUAGGCCUUGGCACUUUUAUUUUUGAAACAUCAGAACCCAAAGUCAUUGAACAAAUUAAGCAUCAGAAAAUAACUUAUAUUUCCUGUGGAGAAAAUCACACAGCAUUGAUAACAGAUAUAGGCCUUAUGUAUACUUUUGGAGAUGGCCGGCAUGGAAAGUUAGGACUUGGACUAGAGAAUUUUGCAAAUCAAUUCUUUCCCAUUGUGUGUUCUGAAUUCUUGAGAUUUACAGUUCAAUUGGUUGCUUGUGGUGGAUGCCAAACGCUAGUUUUUGCUUCUCCACGCAUUAAUGUGGUGGGAGGAAGUGACUUCAAUCAAACAAAUGAUUUUUGCCUACCUGCAGCUACUUUGCUGCCCUCUGAAAACCUGACCUCAGGAAAUGUACUGCCUAGAACUUUAUCAGCGCGUCUGCGACGAAGAGAGCGGGACAGAUCCCCAGAUCCUAUGCAGAUGAUACGAACACUACCUCCAUUAGAGGAGACUGCCACAGCACCUUCUUCUUUUUCCAUCGCUUUAGUCUCUUGCAGUCUGUCUGUGAGUAAGCUCUCAAAGAAAAGCAGCUUUGACUCCAUGGAGCCACUUGAGCCAGAUGUUUGUCAAGAUAAAGUGACAAAAGACAGAGAGAUAGAAAAUUCUUCAUCGGCAGGUUCAGAAAGCCUGGGAGAAACUACUGAUGUCUUAAAUAUGACACAUAUGAUGAGCCUGAGCUCCAGUGACAAGUCAUUACAAUUUUCGCCAAUUCAAAAACAAAAGAAACAAGACACAGUUGAGAAACUGAUGCAGCAUACAGCUUGUACUGAAAGUGAUGAUAGUAAUACAUGCGAAAAUGAAGAAAUAUCAAAAAUGAAAGAAGGGAAAGCAUAUAAACAGGUAGCAAAAGGGAUCCUCAUGAAGCAAGCAGCUGAGACUUUGGAAGCAUUUUCCGAUGAGGAAGUAGGUAAUGGCUCAGACCAGGUGGGGCCUCAGAUCCACACCAAUGAAAACUGUAUGCAAAAGGAGAUACUUAGUGAUGAAAAUAAGAGUGGUGUUGAUCAACUUGAUGAUAAAGAAAUAGAAAAAGAAAAUUAUGGAGAAGAAAUAAUCUCUGAGAAGAAAACUGAGCUGGUUGGAGUGACAGGUCUGAAUGAUAUAAGAAAAGGGGAAGAAAAUCUAAAAUGUGUAAAAUAUGAUAUAUUAUUUGGUGAUUUAUCAGAUAAAGACAUGAAUACUGAAACUGAAGAAAAUAAGGGUUUUGUUAAGGAAAGUAAAAGUAGGAAGCAAGAUGAGAUCUUUUACAGUGAAAGAAAACUGAUAGAAAAACCCAAGAGUUAUGUGGAGCAUGACAGUUUCCAGCAGCCCAAGUCAAUAUUACUUAGUAGUGAAGAUAAUGAUGAUGAAGUGGAAACUGACCACAACUUGUGGCUCCAAAGACAGUUGGACAAACAAGAAUUUAAUUUUGAACUCAGAACAUCAAGUGUUGUGGCCCAAUAUAAUUUUAAGUAUACUGACUUGCCAAUGAUACCAGAGGAACAGGAAGAAACAGAGGAUUUAGAAGAAAUUGCAGACAUGGAGCAAAUGAUAGAGGCACAUAAGAAAAAUGUGGAGGUUCAAGGAGGAAGAAAAGAGGAAGCAGAGAGCCUGUCAGAUGCCUAUACAGACAGAGCAGAGUGUGAAGAAUUUUCAGAAACCAACGAUUCAGAACCAGAAGACAUGGAUGAGGAAAUUGAUGCCAAAAAUCAGAAACAUGACAUGAAAGUUGUAGCUGGUGAUGAAAAAGAAGAGUCACAAAAUAUCAGUGGUGACUCAGCUGAAGCUGUUAAACAGGAUCAAGAUUCUUCAGAAACGGAAUACUCAGAACCAGAAGAUAUGGGUAAAGAAAUUAAUGUUGAAAAUCAGAAAGAUGAGGUGAAAGCUGUGGCUGACGAUGAAACAGAAGCAUCAGAAAAUAUCAGUGAUGAUGAACAGGAAGAAAAUACUAAACUACGAGAAUUGGCUAUUUGUGAAUACAAUGAAAAUCCAAAAGGAAGCAUGUGUAGUGGUGCAAAGAACAGUUAUUCUGGGGCUCUGGAAGUUAAUGAAUCAAUACCAAGUAAAGACACAGAAAUACCCAAAAAAAAAAAUUUCCUGUUGAAACGGAUGUCACUAACAGGUCAGAAAAUUGGACAGAGUAGUGUGGAGCCAUUUUCAGCAGUGAAACCAAUAGGAAAUCAAGUAGCUUUACAAAGCAAUAAGAAAGAUGCCAUCCCUAACCACAUAGGGCAAAACUGUCAUACUUCUCCCUAUGUGGAGGUGAAGUCAAGAUCUUGUAUAAUCCUAUAAAUACAAGUUUUCAUGGCUUACCGAGCACAUUUGUAACUUAUACUUGAAAAAUGUUAUAACAUCUAAAGGAAUAUUUCUGAUAACAGACUUUUAAGAUACAAGCUAAUAUUUUUGGUUUGGUUUGAACAGUAUGAUCAGUUUCGAUAUUUAUUUAUGCUAAUAUUUUCAACAAGCAGCUUUAAAAUAUGUGUAUCUCAAACUCUUCUUGAAGUGUUGUGGCCUUAACUAUUCAGUGUUGCAUAAAACAAUGAAGCAAUAUAUUUUUAUAUGUGAAAAUUGAAGUAAGAUAUUCCAUACUUUUGGUAAACAAUUUUACUUAUUUAUAAUUUCAUGAGACAAUGUUUGAAAUCUCUUGACACUGAUACAUUUUUAAGGAAUUUUCAAUUUUUACGACUGAGCCAAACUUGUAAUAAACCACAUCCAGAUGGUUCUGCUGUUAAAAUGGAUGACUAUGAAUAAAAUUUGGAAGUACUUGAACUUAUCCAUUGAUCAAAUGGGGUAAAAAAAUCAAAUUUUAAAGUAUCAAAGGGCAUAAAAUGCCUUUCCCCUGUGUAAAAAAAAAAUACAAAUGCAACUGUGUAAACAGUAUAUUUUUGUGGGGAAGCUAAGUGUCGAAAUCGCUUUCUGGUCUUUUGUUUAGAGAAGAGAUUGGACAUGGAAACAUUAUGUGGUGUGAUCGGUAUUUUUGACCAUGCCACAGAUUGCCACCAUAAGAGACCCAAACAUAGCCAGGCUUGCUCAUUUCAACUCUCUAGCAUUAACAGCGUAACCAAAUUUGCCUCGAUCCCGCGGGGCACUACCGUGAGGAAGAGCAGGGAUGAAGCUGUUGUCUACUUUGCUAAGGUAGAAAGAUUACUUUCCGUGCUUACAGCUACUACGUAUUUAAUAGAUCAGUCCACCUUCAUUUUCCUCAUUUUACCUUGUUAAUAAAACAUUUUAAUCUUCCAUUACCGUGACCCUUGCCCCAUUUAAACAAAGAAAACAAAAUUCCAUCUUUGCGUUUCAUGCACAAGGAUUGUAAUAUCAGUCCAGAGUACAUGUAAUUUUGAAAUCUUACAAAGUCAUCUUCUCUGUGAAUAUUUAGUAGAAUUCUAAUUUUAUAAAAAGCGAAGGCAAUUUUAUAAUCUUGGCUAUUGCACUGUGGCAACUAUAGUAUUAGUAGAAUGUUGUAAAAAUACUUUACCAAUAUAUAACCUGUAGGAGCCGAGUGGAAGUAAAGCUUGCAGAUGCAACUAAGAUAUGCCAUUUGGGGAAGGCAGAACUCUAAAAUGGCCUUCAGGUUCCCACUCAUUGGUGCCACAUGCCCUGAAUAAUCUCUUUUCUCUGAGUAUGGGUGAGACCAGUGAAUAUGAUGGGAUGUUAUUCCUUCGCUGUGGUUACAUUAUAUGGGAAAGGUGGGAGAUUUUGCAAAUAUAGUUAAAAUUUCUUAGUCAGUUUAAGUUAAACUUUAAAGCGGAACAAUUCCUAGGUGGCUCUGACCCAAUCAAGUGAGCCCCUUCAAAGAUGUUUUAGGCAAUCUAACAUAAAGGAGAUCCGAACUAUGCAAAACAGCAGAAAUGCCCUCCUGUUGGCCUGGAAAAAGCCCACUGUCAUAAUUGUGGAUAGUGCCAUGUGCCAUGAAGUGGUAGGACAGCAUCUAGGAUCUGAGGGCUUCAGUCUGGCAACUUCGAGGAAGUGAAUUCUGCCAACAAACAGUGAGCCUAGAAGAGGAAUACAAUCCUCAGAUAAGACUGUAUUCCUGGCUUUGACACCUUGAUUGCAACCUUGUGUGUGACUCUGAGCUGAAGACCUAGUUGAGCAGUGCACAGACUUUCUGACCUAUGAAAACUGUGGAAUAAUAAAUACAUGUAGUUUUAAUCCA